AUGAUUUCAUUCACGAAUUUCUUCCCAAUUCGCGAUUCUCAUGUUUUCAGUCGUGAUUUUCUUCCAGCUCGCCCAUCUCGCGGUUUCCUUCUCAGCUCGCGAUCCUUUCUUGUUCACGAUUUGUCGACUUCCAAAAUUCUCUGCCGCCCAAUUUCCUUCAAGGCUUUGAGAUUCCUCAAUCAGAUUCAUGCCGUGCUAGCCGCAAUUUGUUAUUCGCGGUUUCUCUACUGGGAUGCAUCAAUUCGUGAUUCAAUUAGUUUGCGCUUUCCCCAACUCCCGAUGUACUGCUCGCUGUCCGCAAGUCGCGAUUUACUGCUCGUCAUUUUCGCAAAGUCGAGAUAUACUGCUCGUGGUCCGCGAGUCGCGAUUUUUUGGCGUCCAUUGGCGUGCUAUUCUCGAUUUUCUCCUGGCUCGAGAUUUACCCCUCACGAGCUAAUCGCGAAUCUUCUAGAUUCGCGAUGUGUUGGUGGUUAUUUUACUCCGACUCACAAUGCGGGUUACGAUUCUUCUAAUGGGACGCAUCUAGGCCUCGGUUCAAUCGAUUUGCGAGGUGUUGGUCCAAGCCUGUUAGUUGUGAGGCAUCAGCCGAGCUGUGUUAAUCUCCGAAAGUGGUGUCGACCCGAUCCUUUGAACAUAAAGUUUAAUUGUUUUCCAGUUUCCUGUGAUAAAUUCAUCACUAAUCGUGGUGAUGGCUCGUACCUCGACCUUUACAAUAGCCUGUUCAACAUUUGUAGCGGCUCGCAGCUCAGAUUUUACCACAGCCUGCUCAAGACUAUCAUAACCUGCUCAAGGCAUUUGUAG
Molecule: messenger RNA, 801 nt
Organism: Striga asiatica
Lineage: Eukaryota; Viridiplantae; Streptophyta; Magnoliopsida; Lamiales; Orobanchaceae
Source: the annotation of a GenBank genome assembly